AUGACCGAAAUCGUCCUCCUGACAGGAAAGCGCAUACCUACCAUCAAACCGAUGAAGGUAGGUGGCGAGACUAUAACGACGAAACCAUCAGCAAAGUAUCUAGGGGUAACUCUGGACACGAAGUUGAACUACGAAGAACAUCUAAAUCGCGUCUGUAAAAAAGCCAUGACUAGGAUAGGUCAGCUUAGCCGACUCAUGGCCAACGUGCGCGGGCCUAGGCCAACAGUCAGGCGGCUACUCAUGGCGACCACCAACUCUAUCCUAUUAUACGGAGCAGAGGUGUGGGCCGACGCGAUGAGUAUGAAUAAGUAUCGGAACAAGAUAACGGCUGUACAGCGAAGGGGGGCCCUUAGAAUAGCAUGCUCCUACCGGACGGUCGCGGCCGAGGCAUCGCUGGUAAUCGCGGGGGUAAUCCCCGUGGAUCUUCUUGCGACUGAACGCAAGCGGAUCUACGACGCUCGCUUAGCGUCGAAUAGCAUCUCGAUCGCCGCGGAAGAAAGAGAAAAAUAA
Messenger RNA from Nasonia vitripennis (jewel wasp), 510 nucleotides. RefSeq lists its product as uncharacterized. The transcript has a single exon. The record is from RefSeq and is a predicted model, not a curated record. Lineage: Eukaryota; Metazoa; Arthropoda; Insecta; Hymenoptera; Pteromalidae. The coding region runs from base 1 to 510 and encodes 169 amino acids.